This is a messenger RNA of Acanthosepion pharaonis, 840 nucleotides long. The record is from the annotation of a GenBank genome assembly. NCBI's taxonomy places the organism in Eukaryota, Metazoa, Mollusca, Cephalopoda, Sepiida, Sepiidae.
AUGUUACUUUUGGUUGGUGUCAUCAACAUUUAUUUUCUUAUUGCUUCUCUUUGUGUUUUUUUUUUAAUAGUUUUCGGUAUCCAAGUUGUUUGCGGAAAAAUAGCUGAUACUGAAUUUAUUUUCGCUUUAUUCAUUCUGUUUUUGACUUUUCUAUUUUUCUCUGUCUUGUUCUAUAAAUCAUUUUUCUUUCUUUUUCACUCUAUUUCUCUCUUUCUUUUCUGUUUUUCUUUAUCUUGUUCUAUAUCUCCUCUCUUUUUCACUCUACUUCUCUCUCCCUCUCUUUUCUGUUUUUCUCUGUCUUCGUCUAUAAAUCAUUUUUCUUUCUUUUUCACUCUAUUUCUCUCUCUUUCUUUUCUGUUUUUCUUUAUCUUGUUCUAUAUCUCCUCUCUUUUUCACUCUAAUUCUCUCUCACUUUCUUUUCUGUUUUUCUCUGUCUUCUUCUAUAUAUCCUUUCUUUCUUCUUCACUCUAUUUCUCUCUCUUUCUUUUCUGUUUUUCUUUAUCUUGUUCUAUAUCUCCUCUCUUUUUCACUCUACAUCUCUCUCCCUUUCUUUUCUGUUUUUCUCUGUCUUCGUCUAUAAAUCAUUUUUUUUUUUUCUUUUUUCACUCUAUUUCUCUCUCUUUCUUUUCUGUUUUUCUUUAUCUUGUUCUAUAUCUCCUCUCUUUUCACUCUACUUCUCUCUCACUUUCUUUUCUGUUUUUCUCUGUCUUCUUCUAUAAAUCAUUUUUCUUUCUUUUUCACUCUAUUUCUCUCUUUCUUUUCUGUUUUUCUUUAUCUCCUCUCUUUUUCACUCUACUUCUCUCUACCUCUCUUUCUGUUUUUCUCUGUCUUCUUCUAUAA